This is a messenger RNA of Penicillium waksmanii, 294 nucleotides long. RefSeq lists its product as uncharacterized. The transcript has a single exon. Bases 1 to 294 code for a protein of 97 amino acids. Lineage: Eukaryota; Fungi; Ascomycota; Eurotiomycetes; Eurotiales; Aspergillaceae. The record is from RefSeq and is a predicted model, not a curated record.
AUGGAGCCAGUCAGUUUCGCGGUUGGGCUAAUAGGGCUAGCCGGUCUUUUCAACACCCGCUUGGAACUCGUCGACAAGAUUGACUCGUGGAAAGACUUUGGAAAUGAGUCGCGCUCCUUGGUUGCCCAAUUCGAAACGCACAAAAUUCAUCUAGAAAGAUGGGGUCAGGCCGCCGGGUUCGAACACGGCCACUUGUCGAGUUACCAUCACAAGCUUCUUGAUGAUCUGCGAACGCUAUCAAAUAUUCAAACACUUCUUCUAGCCAUCAAAAAUAUCUGCAGCAACGACUCAUAA